Molecule: messenger RNA, 2020 nt
Organism: Thalassophryne amazonica
Lineage: Eukaryota; Metazoa; Chordata; Actinopteri; Batrachoidiformes; Batrachoididae
Product: cell wall protein DAN4
Exons: 6
Coding region: 105-1103 (332 amino acids)
Cellular component (GO): membrane
Source: RefSeq, a predicted model, not a curated record
UGCGGACGCACGCAGCUGUCGCUCAUUGAGUCGGAGGCGCGCGCUGCCGUCGGUACGUUCCCUCUUUGGCGGGUUUCCUGGGCCGUUGGAGUCGACGGUUAACGAUGAAGACGCUCGUGCUGCUGCUGCUGGGCCUCGUGGCGCUCUGCGCGCUCUCAGUAAAAGGAAGACACACCACUCCUUCUGCAACGAUGAGGCCUGCAGGUUGGUUUGGUAGUACCACGCCUACCACCACCACCAAGACGCCUACCACCACCACCAAGACGCCUACCACCACCACCAAGACGCCGCCUACCACCACCACCAAGACGCCGCCUACCACCACCACCAAGACGCCGCCUACCACCACCACCAAGACGCCGCCUACCACCACCACCAAGACGCCGCCUACCACCACCACCAAGACGCCGCCUACCACCACCACCAAGACGCCGCCUACCACCACCAAGACGACGCCCACAACGGCCAAGACGACCACACCUGCACCUAUACCGCCUACUUCUUCUACCCCAUUAACUGUAGGAAGCUACAACGUGACCUCGGACAAAAAGGUGAUUUGUCUGCUGGCUAAGAUGGCACUGCAGAUCCGACUGGCGACGCCUCAGGCUAAUGGAACCUUCAACGUCAUGCCCAACGAGACCAGAGCAAGCGGGGUCUGUAGCGAUACGACGGCAGAACUCGAUCUGACCUUCAGAGAAGGUUCAGUCAACUUCACCUUCAGCAAGAAUUCUUCCGGGAAGGGCUACGUCACAGCCUUGGCCUUUACGCUCCUGUACCCUUUAGCCAAAGGAGCAUCCAAACCCUACAGUCAGAAGAACACAUCACUGGAACUCUUCGUAGCUCAAGCGGCACAUUGCUACGCGUGCCGCAGCGACUCGGUCUACAUGGGCCACGGUUUGCACCUGGACAUCACUGACGUCCAGCUGCAGGCCUUCCAGGUCUCCAACAACAAAUUCGGCUCUUCUGAUCACUGUUCCAGUGACCCCAACGAUUACCGCGUUGCCAUCGCGGUGGGUGUGACGCUGCUGGUGCUGGUCAUCAUCGUGGUGGUGGUUUACCUGCUGGGCCGCAGGAAGAGGACCGAUGGCUACCAGUCUCUGUGAGGGCGGGGCCGGGCCACAGACUGUUUCUGGUAUUAAAGGGCACUUCUAUUUUGAACCGCUUUGAAUUUACCAUAACGGCGGUGAGAUUUUUCCGAAUGGCCAGUCUGUGUGUGAACUUUAAACGUUACCCCCCGAGACGCUGUUUAUAUGCAGACGACACGAUUGUUCUGGCGAAGCUUCAUGUUCCAUUUUUACCGCCAAACUCUAACCAUGCUGUGGAACCUGUAAAUAUGUUUUGUCAAACUCUCUGCUAGCUAAUGUGGCGCUUUUUGUAAUGUUUGAUCGAUUCAGGGGUUAAUCGGUAAGUGAGGGAAGCUCUUCAGCAUUAUUGAUCAGCACAAAGGGAACUGCACUGAUUUCCAGCCAAUCACUGCCCACCUCUCGUGACUUUUUUUUUUUCUCUGUUGCACCCCGUCCGUGUUGGCUGACUGCGCUGUACAUUGCGAUGAUGCACAAACUGAUGCUUUCAGGUCCUUGGAAUGAUUGGUUUUAAUGAUCUUGAAGCUGCGUGGGGGGCGGAGUUUUACAGAGGGCGUCAUCUAAGUGCAACUUGUUUUUGCACGUGAUUGGCAGCAGACUAACGGCAACCAGCUGAUGUCAAAUAGUAGCUUUUCAAAAUAAAAUCCCAGCUAAGGCUUGUUCCUGUGGAGGUUAAUAAAAUAAAAGGACUAAACUCUGCACCACUUCACUGUAAUCACAAAUGUACAUCUGACUCUUUAAAUAAACUGCAGCACAGCUGUUUGGAUGAAGGUCGGUGUGUGGGGGUCAGAGGUCAUGGAUAGCCGCAGGCUCGUCUUUCUCAGGUUCGGAUGUGUUUUUGUUGUAAUAAUAAAUAAGGGAGCUUCUGUCUCAGCACUUUUUUUUUUUUUUUAAUCUGUUCAUCUCUCUGUGCCAAUAAAAGACCGAUCAGUUUGCUA